GGUUGCCUGAGCAAGUGAACAGUGUAUCUGGUUCAGUCAGCAAAAGAAUUAAACCUAAUCAAUUUAAGAAUAGGAAACCCCUGGUAAUAGAAGACGAGGGUAUUGAUGGUUCUGAGUCCGAAAAUCAGAAUAUGGCUACUCCUAAUAGCUUAAAGAGCAUUCUGUUAUCAUGUGGAUGGAUGGUAGUCGCUCGGGAAGGCUGUGAUGCCAGUUAUGUAUCUCCAUCUGGUUCGAUUUAUGGGUCUCUUUCAAAAGCUUUGGAAGUAUUUUCACGUGAUGCGUCAAAAUUUGCAGAGAGGCAAUGCUGCUUAUCUCAGUCGGUUGUAAGUUCUAGAGGUAAUGUAGCUCAAAGAACUCCUAAGAUUAAGAGGAAAAGUACUAGCAGGAGGACUAGAACUGUGGUUCAACCCAUUGCAGAAAAUGCAGCGCUACACUGUCACCAACAACAACACCAAGAACAAGGACACCAACGAAAACAGCAGCAGCAGCACCACCAACAACAAGAAGAAGAACAACAAAAACAAAGCUUUGGAGAAGAAUGUGACAAAGAACCAUCACGCCUUUCAGUGAGAACGAAAUGGAAUAGAAGUAGCAAGAAACGGGAAAAAUCUUCUGUCCAAGACAAAUGCUUGACUGGUGUGAUAAUAGAGUUGGGUUCUAGUGACGUGGAAGUGGACCAAGUAAUGGAUAAGAAACUGAAAUCAUGUACCAAAGAUGAGGGCUUGAGUGGUAAGAAGCAUGCCAGUAAUUGCUUAGGUCUGACUGAGACAACAAAUAAUCAUAAUGGCAGUGCUGAUAUGCACCUGAAUAAGGAGCGUCAGGGAGAGCGGAGGUCUGUUCGUAUCAAGGGGAGGCGUGUGCCGGUGGAUGAUGAGCUUAUGGGAGUGUGGUUUGAUGACAUUUACUUUGAUUCUUCGAAUCCUGUAGACAUGUUAUUACUGGACAGUUGUCUAAGCCAACAGGAAUCUUGUAAGAAAGAAACUGUCACGGGACCGCCAGGGCCAGAAAAUAUGAAAUAUAGACAAGUAACUGAGCUGUUGGCUUCUUCCAUGGGAGAGGAGAAGGUUGACAAAAAGUCUGGCAUAGGAGCCUCAGCAUAUCCAGAAGAAAUGGCUUUUGGAGAAGUUCAUCAGGGUUUGACAUCUUGCAUGGCUAAUGAGAAGGCAAAAUCCUGUAACAAAGAUGAUUGCUCGAGUAAUGAAACCAAUUGGUCCGAAUGGAUCAAUGAGGUAGCAACAAAUGGUCAAAGCGGGAAUAGCAGACUGCAGAUAGACUAUGAUUUCACUAGAGGCAGGAGAUCUAAACGUAUCAGACGGAGGCGUAUUCCUAUUGAUUGUCAAGCGGAUAUGGGGAUGUCGGCAUACAGCGAAUUUCCAAGGUUAUGUAGAAUUUUAGGAGAUACAGCGGCGGAGAAGGAAACCACUAGUAGUUCUAAUCUUUUCGAAGUUUCCUUCAGGAAUAAAAAUGAAAUAGAGACUCCUCUUUACAACAAACCCACUCUUCCAUUGAAGAAAAAUUUGGCAAAAACUAGGAUGACUAAAAAAUAUUUCUCAUAUAGAAGCAAAAAAAAGCCUGUCAGCAGAAGAUGUUCAAAUGAGAAAGAGAAGACAAAGAGAAGUGGUAGGUGCAGUCUUACCGUUAGAACUAGAAAUGCUGAUCUUGAAGACACUCCCUUGUCUGAAACAAAACUUACCAUCUUAUCUUGGUUGAUUGAUUCUGGUGUACUGGCUGAAAACACAAAAGUGGUGUAUAGAAUAGGAAAGGAUCAAAGAAUAACAUUGACUGGUAAGAUUACUAGAGGAGGAAUCUGGUGUAAUUGCUGCAGAAUGGUUUUGUCGUUGUCAAAAUUAGAAUUUCAUGCUGGUAGUAAUCUUCGUCAACCCUGGAAGAACAUUUGCCUCAUCUCUGGAAAGUCAUUGAUGAAAUGCUUUAGUGAAGCAUGGGAGAAGGAGAAAAGACGUACAAGAAUUGGUUUCCAGGUGGUAGGAAUUGGUGAUGCUGAUCCUAGUGAUGAUACUUGUGGAAUUUGUGCUGAUGGUGGAAACUUGCUAUGUUGUGAUGGCUGCCCUUCGACUUUUCAUCAAGAAUGUGUGAUGCUUGAGUUUCUUCCAGAAGGCAGUUGGUAUUGCCCAUAUUGUAGCUGCAGAUUAUGCUCAAGGGGUGAUCGCUGGCACGAUAAACCCAAUAGGACCAUGAGCUUGGUCAGUUGUAAUCAUUGUGGCUCCAAAUAUCAUAGAGAUUGUGUUACCAUAAAUGACGUAGAUUCACUGGGUACGAAUUCACAAGCAUACUGUGGGAAGUAUUGUAAAGAGGUUGCCUCAGACCUUUCAGAUAUUCUUGGAGUGUCAAACCCUAUCGCUGGUGGCUUUUCUUGGGUUCUUGUAAAGCGUCUUGAUGAAGUGGAGGGUAAUGAUUCAAAGCGAAUACAAUCUUCUGUAGUGGAAUGCAAUGCAAGACUUCCCUUGGCACUGUUGGCACUUCACGAGUGUUUCGUUCCUUUAAUUGAUCCGAGGAGUAGUCUAGAUAUGAUUACUCAAGCAGUUUACAAUUGUGGAUCGAAUUACACACGUUUAAAUUAUGAAGGUUUUUACACUGUGAUUCUGGAAAAGGAUGACGAGAUUAUUUCAGUAGCAACAAUAAGGCUCCAUGGGUCACGAGUAGCAGAAAUGCCAUUCAUCGGAACGCGACCUUUGUACAGACAGCAAGGCAUGUGCCGUCGCCUCCUCAAUGCCAUUGAAGAAAUAUUAUCUAAAUUACAUGUGGAAAAUCUGAUUAUCCCUGCUACUCCCGAUAUGCUGGGAACAUGGACAAAAUCAUUCUCCUUCCAACAUUUGGAGUUGUCCUGUAAGGACGAAUUUAGGAAUUUAAACAUAGUUCAGUUUGCUGACACAACAAUACUACAGAAAUCCAUACACUGCGAGAGAGAUGUGAACCAGUUUGGCGUUACUGACACUUAUACUCAAGAUGUUCUAAAUUGCUCUACUCCUGAAUACCGGAUACAGGGCUCCAAAGUUGCUACCUUAGGCUUGUGCAAAGAGAUGAAAGGUUCUACUUCCACCUAUGAUAUGCCAUUCCCCAUCCUUCUAGAGGCCUCCAGAGGAUCAGAUUGUGAAGUUUGUCCUGUCCAAAGUCCCUUAUACCAAAACAUCAACGAGAAUUCACUAAUUCUUGAAAGUAAAUCCACCACAUUAACACCAGUUGAUAACAUCAUUAUGACGAAGGCUUCUUUAUGGCCCGAGACAGUUUCAUUAGGAAGCAGGAACUUACCAAUGUCUGCGGAGUGCUGAUGAGUGUUCUAAUCGAUUGGUGCCUUUGUUGCAUCAAUAUGUUGCAGUCAUUUCCUUCAAUUGUAGUAGCAGAUCCAAAAUGCUGACCGGUAUCUGUGAUGCAUCAGCUUUUGUAAUUUUGUACGACUAACCACUGAAAUAUAUAUGAUGCAUCUUUUUUUGUUUGUACACGAAACAAGUACUACUACUAUAUUUCUCAAUAUAUG
Molecule: messenger RNA, 3493 nt
Organism: Papaver somniferum (opium poppy)
Lineage: Eukaryota; Viridiplantae; Streptophyta; Magnoliopsida; Ranunculales; Papaveraceae
Exons: 8
Coding region: 132-3287 (1051 amino acids)
Biological process (GO): negative regulation of DNA-templated transcription
Molecular function (GO): transcription corepressor activity; acyltransferase activity, transferring groups other than amino-acyl groups
Source: RefSeq, a predicted model, not a curated record